Diversispora eburnea is the source of this 873-nucleotide messenger RNA. The record is from the annotation of a GenBank genome assembly. Lineage: Eukaryota; Fungi; Glomeromycota; Glomeromycetes; Diversisporales; Diversisporaceae.
AUGAUUUUCAUAGAGACACUUGUAGAAGGAAACAUUUCAGUUAAAGCGUUAAUUGAUAUAACAUCUAAAUCCAAUACUAUUAGCAAGAGCUUAUUCGAUAAGCUUAAAGAAGAUUAUGAGUUGGAAUGUUUAUCUGGCAAUGAAUUAAUCGGUAAAGAAAUAAAAGGCUUAGAUUUGCAAUUUCGUUAUAAAGCAAAAAUAAGCUUUAAAUUUUCUCCUGGAACAUAUGAACAAUAUGGUAUUAUUACAGACCCGAAGAAUCAUUGCUUUGUAAUAAUAGAUGGUAUGAGUAUCCCAUUAAUCGAAGAAGGUAGCAGUCUCACAGGUGAUUCUCUGAGUCAUAAAACCAGCUCCACUAAAAAUAACUUAUCUAAAUUAACAGAAUCUAAACCUGGUCUAACCCAAGAGGAGGUUGUAAAUAUAAUUAAUAAAAUUCUCUCAGGUGCUCAAAAUAUUAAACACCAAAAGAGCCAUCGCAGAAUAUUUCACAAUAUACCUCCCGCACCUCCAACAUCCAGAAGAUUAAAUGAUAAUGUACUCAAAAAUAGCAGAGCUAGCAAGAAUAAGAAAUAUUCUAAAGUAGAUUUAGACGAUGGGUGUGGAAAGCUUUCAUUAAAAAUGUACCUUAAUAAUAUUCGGAAAUCAGUUUAUUCUAUAGAAAAUAAUAUAGAGUAUGGAGUUUUUGAUAAACUUCGUAUUAUUAAAUAUGAACUAAGUUGUAUAAAUAAAAGUAAGCUAUCAUGGGUAAAGUCAGAUUCUUCAGAUACUUCAGACUCAAGUGAUUCUUCUUCAUCUAGAUUGCGAUCAGAAGUUAUAGAUACAUAUAUGACAACACCCAUUAAGAAACGUCCUACUAAACGAAAAAUUUGCAAA